ACGCCAUCUCGAUCUGGCUAUGCCCCGUUCAUUGUGGUCUCAAUCCGUUGUCCUAGUCAGAGCUUCCCUAAAACAAAACUAUUUCCAAAAUAAAAGGAAAAACCUCGCUUCAUCCGUCGCUCUGUUUCUCUACUCUGCUUCUGGCCAUGGCCGACUCGCCGCCGCCCUCGCGAUUCGGCCCCCCCUUCCCCCUCUUCCUCCUCCUCGUCGUCGCCGGUUACUUCACCGCCUCAGCAUUAGCGGCGGGGGAGCUGAGCCAGGUGGUGGGGAGGGGGACGGAUGGCCCCUACUUCGAGCCGUUCAACGUGAGCUACGAUCAUCGCGCGGUGCGCAUCGGCGGGCAGCGGAGGAUGCUCGUCUCAGCGGGAGUGCACUACCCCCGCGCCACACCCGAGAUGUGGCCUAGUAUAAUUGCAAAGUGCAAGGAAGGUGGUGCAGAUGUAAUUGAGACAUAUGUCUUUUGGAAUGGGCAUGAACCAGCCAAAGGUCAGUAUUACUUCGAAGACAGAUUUGAUCUUGUGAGAUUUGUGAAGCUGGUUGCUGCUGAAGGCCUAUUUUUUUUCCUUCGUAUCGGCCCAUAUGCUUGUGCUGAAUGGAAUUUCGGUGGUUUCCCAGUUUGGUUACGUGAUAUCCCUGGCAUAGAAUUUCGUACUGACAAUGAGCCAUACAAGGCUGAAAUGCAGACUUUUGUGACAAAAAUUGUAGACAUGAUGAAAGCCGAGAAGCUUUACUCUUGGCAAGGUGGUCCCAUUAUAUUGCAGCAGAUUGAAAAUGAAUAUGGGAAUAUUCAAAGCAAGUAUGGUCAAGCAGGCAAGAGAUAUAUGCAAUGGGCAGCUCAGAUGGCACUUGGGCUUGAUACUGGCAUUCCUUGGGUGAUGUGCCGGCAAACUGAUGCUCCGGAACAAAUUCUUGAUACUUGCAAUGCAUUUUACUGCGAUGGGUUUCAGCCAAAUUCUUACAAUAAGCCAACGAUAUGGACUGAGGAUUGGGAUGGAUGGUAUGCCGACUGGGGUGGACCAUUACCUCAUAGGCCUGCCGAAGACAGUGCUUUUGCUGUUGCUCGUUUCUACCAACGCGGCGGAAGUUUUCAGAAUUAUUAUAUGUAUUUUGGUGGAACAAAUUUUGCCCGAACAGCUGGUGGUCCACUUCAGAUAACAAGUUAUGAUUAUGAUGCUCCAGUCAACGAGUAUGGUUUCUUAAGGCAGCCUAAGUGGGGACAUCUGAAAGAUCUACACACAGCUAUCAAACUUUGUGAACCAGCUCUCGUUGCAGUGGAUGGCUCACCUCAAUAUGUAAAGUUAGGAUCAAUGCAAGAGGCACAUGUAUAUUCCAAUGGAAAAGUUCAAACAAACAGAAGCAUGGCAAGAAAUGGACUGAUUUGCUCCGCUUUUCUUGCCAAUAUUGAUGAGCAUAAAUAUGCAUCUGUCUGGAUCUUUGGUAAAUCUUAUAAUCUGCCACCAUGGUCUGUGAGCAUACUGCCAGAUUGUGAGAAUGUGGCUUUCAAUACUGCACGCGUAGGUGCACAAACUUCGGUUUUUACGUUUGAAUCUGGGUCCCCAAGUCAUUCAAGCAGACAUAAGCCUAGUAUUUUAUUACCUGGGGUUGGUGGGUCUUAUUUCUCGGGUACUUGGUGGACUUCUAAAGAGAUCAUUGGUACAUGGGGUGGUGAAAGCUUUGCUACCCAGGGAAUAUUAGAGCACUUGAAUGUAACAAAGGACACAUCUGACUACCUGUGGUAUACUACCAGUGUAAACAUUUCGGAUGAGGAUGUUGGAUUUUGGAGUUCAAAAGGGGUUCUUCCUGCACUAAAAAUAGACCAAAUUCGUGAUGUAGCUCGUGUGUUUGUAAAUGGAGAGCUUGCAGGUAGUCAAGUUGGUCACUGGGUGUCACUCAAGCAACCGGUUCAAUUUGUUCAAGGUCUUAAUAAGCUGACAUUGUUGUCAGAAAUUGUUGGCUUACAGAAUUAUGGUGCUUUCUUGGAGAAGGAUGGAGCUGGAUUUAGAGGUCAAGUAAAACUCACUGGAUUGCCCAAUGGGGACAUUGACCUGACUCAUUCCGUUUGGACAUAUCAGGUGGGGCUGAAAGGCGAGUUUUCUAUGAUUUAUGCUCCUGAGAAGCAGGCAUGUGCUGAGUGGAGUAACAUGCAGAUUGAUGAUACACUGUCACCCUUUACAUGGUACAAGACCAUGUUUGAUGCCCCUAAAGGUACCGACCCUGUUGCCAUCUAUCUUGGGAGCAUGGGAAAGGGGCAGGCUUGGGUGAAUGGGAAUUUAAUUGGACGCUACUGGUCAAUAGUAGCGCCAGAAUCUGGGUGCCCAUCUACAUGCAACUACCCAGGAGCGUAUAGUGAGAGCAAAUGUCAAUCAAACUGUGGAAUGCCGACACAAAGCUGGUACCACAUACCACGAGAAUGGCUGCAGGAGUCGGACAAUCUUCUGGUAUUGUUUGAAGAAACAGGGGGUGACCCCUCGAAGAUAUCACUGGAGGUUCAUUAUACCAAAACAAUCUGCUCAAGGAUAUCAGAAAGUUAUUAUCCUCCCCUUUCUGCUUGGUCACGCCUUACCAGUGGUCAUGUCUUGGUUGAUACUAUAGCACCAGAACUGCGCUUACGGUGUGAUGAUGGGCAUUUGAUCACUAAGAUUACAUUUGCGAGCUAUGGAACUCCGUCAGGUGGUUGCCAGAACUUCUCCAUAGGAAAGUGCCAUGCUUCAAGUACUCUUGCCUUGGUAUCAGAGGCGUGCGUGGGCAACAGCGAAUGCACAAUCAGUGUUUCGAACGAUAUAUUUGGUGAUCCAUGCCCACGAGUUGUCAAGGAUUUAGCAGUUGAGGCUGAGUGCUCGCCGUCAUCAGCCACCAAAGAAGCUCGAGACGAGAUGUGAUGUGGAAUUCUCGUGACAAGCUGGUGCAAGGGAGCGUUUCGCUCGAUCCAUAGUUGUUCGUGGUGUUGGUGUAAAGAUAAUCCUACUAGUGAAGAAAUAAGGACAGCAAAACAAACAAACAAACAAACACAUACCACCCCUAUUGUGCCAUCCUUGUACCAUUGUUUGUUACUGGAGAUUUGAUUUGAUUAAUGGUGAACUACACUUCGGAAA
Molecule: messenger RNA, 3092 nt
Organism: Hordeum vulgare subsp. vulgare (domesticated barley)
Lineage: Eukaryota; Viridiplantae; Streptophyta; Magnoliopsida; Poales; Poaceae
Product: beta-galactosidase 15
Exons: 19
Coding region: 147-2879 (910 amino acids)
Biological process (GO): carbohydrate metabolic process
Cellular component (GO): cell wall; vacuole
Molecular function (GO): carbohydrate binding; beta-galactosidase activity
Source: RefSeq, a predicted model, not a curated record